AUGGCAACUUCAGCCAUCAUCAGAAAAUCAGCUCUACAUCUAUUCCUACUUGCCUGUAUUGUGGCAUUGUGCUACUUGUCUUUAUCAGCCACUACCAUCUAUGGACGUACACAAAAGAAUGGCAAACCAGCCUCCAAGAAGACCAAACCUUCUCAUAAUCAUGGUGGACAACAUCACAACAAUUCCACUAGACCUGUAAAACCACACAAACCUGAAGUGGUAAAUGGUACUACACCUGCCAAUGAUGAUGAUCUCAUUGAAAGAAUUAACACCAAUCAUACCAUUGGAUGGAAAGCCACCAAAUACGCUCGUUUCGAAAAUAUGACCAUUGGACACCUCAGAAAUUCUUUAUUUGGUUUGAGUUUGUUACCCAACGAUCCAGACACACCUAGAAUUGAAGGUGAAGUAAGAGUUCAAUUGCCAGCUUCGUUCGAUGCUAGAACUGCUUGGCCACGAUGUGUUCUUCCAAUUCGUGAUCAACAAAGUUGUGGUGCUUGUUGGGCCUUCUCUAGUGCCUAUGUGUUGGCUCAGAGAUAUUGUGUGGCCACUGGUGCUAAUUCCUAUACUGUACUCUCACCUGAAUAUCAAGUCGAUUGUGAUUCAUUGGAAAGAGGAUGUCAAGGAGGUUAUUUGAGUAGUACUUGGAGAUUCUUGACCAAUACUGGAACUGUUCCUGAUACUUGCAUUCCUUAUGUUUCAGGAAGAACAACUUCAGCUGGUUCUGCUCAAUCAUGUCAAUCCCAAUGCAAGGAUGGAUCUGCACUCAGAUUUUACAAGGCCAAAUCAGCAAGUAUUAUUCGAGGUGUUGACCAAAUUAAGAUUGCUAUCAUGACUUAUGGUUCUGUGCAAGCUGGAUUCACUGUUUAUAGAGAUUUCUUGAAUUACAAGUCAGGAGUUUACAAGCAUGUCUCCACCACUGCUUUGGGUGGUCAUGCAGUCGCAUUGAUUGGAUGGGGAAGUGAAAAUGGAACUCCAUAUUGGAUUGCUGUUAAUUCAUGGUCUACCAAUUGGGGAGAAAGAGGAUACUUUAGAAUUGCUCUCGGAUCUAAUGAGUCAGGCAUUGAAUCUCAAGUUUAUGCUGGUCUUGCAAAUGUGUAA
Messenger RNA from Naegleria fowleri, 1098 nucleotides. RefSeq lists its product as uncharacterized. The record is from RefSeq and is a predicted model, not a curated record. Gene Ontology annotation, molecular function: cysteine-type endopeptidase activity. The transcript has a single exon. Bases 1 to 1098 code for a protein of 365 amino acids. Lineage: Eukaryota; Heterolobosea; Eutetramitea; Acrasida; Naegleriidae. Gene Ontology annotation, cellular component: lysosome.